AUGGAGUUGAUAAAAACAAAACAUGAUUUUAGUGACCAUGUUUGGGGUAUUGAAGAAACACCAGAGGAUGAAUUGGCUGUGAAUGAUGACUCAGCUGUCCAUGAUGAAGCCGCUGAGAGUGAUGAAGAUUAUCAUACUCCAAAAGGAUCAAAGAACCUAGGUGCUACAUCAAGCAGGGGUAAGAAGAGGCUUCCAGAUCGUGGUAUGGAGAAAAGGAAGCACAAGGUUCUCUCUAGUGGACCAAAGUAA
Molecule: messenger RNA, 249 nt
Organism: Eruca vesicaria subsp. sativa (arugula)
Lineage: Eukaryota; Viridiplantae; Streptophyta; Magnoliopsida; Brassicales; Brassicaceae
Source: the annotation of a GenBank genome assembly